Kickxella alabastrina is the source of this 282-nucleotide messenger RNA. RefSeq names its product Rho GTPase activation protein. The annotation marks the transcript as partial. The transcript has a single exon. Gene Ontology annotation, biological process: regulation of GTPase activity; signal transduction. The record is from RefSeq and is a predicted model, not a curated record. Gene Ontology annotation, cellular component: cytoplasm. NCBI's taxonomy places the organism in Eukaryota, Fungi, Kickxellomycota, Kickxellomycetes, Kickxellales, Kickxellaceae.
GAUAUCAACGUAGUUUCGGGCGUGAUUAAGCAAUUCCUCCGCGAGUUGCCCGAGCCCCUGAUGACAUACAACCUGUACGAGGGUUUUAUCAACGCAGCGUCAAUUGACGACUACGACGAGCGCCUGUGGGCCAUCAAGGAUCUGGUGCAUGCACUGCCGACGACCAAUUAUACUGUGCUCAAGCGGUGUGUUGAGCACCUGGAGCGUGUCACUGAUUAUGAGGAGGUCAAUCACAUGUACGGCACGAACCUGGCCCUUGUGUUUGGCCCGUCGCUCCUGCGU